Messenger RNA from Penicillium egyptiacum, 432 nucleotides. The record is from the annotation of a GenBank genome assembly. Lineage: Eukaryota; Fungi; Ascomycota; Eurotiomycetes; Eurotiales; Aspergillaceae.
AUGGCCUGGCUCCAGCAAACACCAGGCUCUGGGGGUCGCGCCGCGUCUCCAACAGUCUUCGAGCAGCAGCGCGAGGAACUCGUCCGAGAGAUCGCAGUGGUAUGUACCAUGCCAACGAACUCCUGUCGCACUCGGGAACCCUUAUCAGCCGCCGCAAUCGAUGUUAAUUUAUUCGAGCAGGGUAUGGAGCAAGUCCUUCAAAACAUGAAUCGUCUGAAUCGGAAUCUGGAGAGUGUGAUUGCGGUGGGGAAUGAAUUUGGAUCAGUGGAAGCUCUCUGGUCCCAGUUUGAGAAUUUUAUGGGCCGGCCUGAAGAGCAAGGCGAGGAGGCUGGCAAUGGCAACGAAAAGCGGAAGGUUAGUGGGGAGAGUGAUGCGAGUAAGUCGGGAGUGAAGCAUGAAGACGACGAGGGUGACUCGACAGUCAUGCAGUGA